AUGACAAGCAUUUCAUCAACUCCUACGGGCCCAUUAAUUAAUGGUAACAAAAGAGCGUUCAUAGAUCCUAACGACUCAAAUCUCAAUAAUAUAAAUAUUUCAUCGAAAAAACCAAAACUACAAGAUGAUUAUACACUUAAACUUGAAAACCCGAACAAUAAUAAUAAUAAUGGCAAUAUACCUGAUGAAGAUGAGCAAGUCCUAAGUAAAUUUUCUAGAAAAGCCCCUAAUAUUUUGACGGAUGAAGGUAAAUUAAUUCCACUUAUCCCCCCACAGCCGAUCGUAUUAGGUAAAGAUCCAAAGGCAAAUAAAUAUAUUUUACCCAAGAUUACCAAGGAAGAUUCAUUGAAUGCAAGGAUGGUUUUGAAAUACUAUGGUUUGAAGAAAUUUUUAGACACUUACUUACCGGAAGAACUAAAUUCUCUUUACGUUUAUUUCUUGAUAAAAUUAUUAGGUUUCGAAAUUAAGGAUCGUGAAUUAUUAAAUACCAUCUAUGAGUUUAUUAACCAAGACAUGAAUAUGACUAUAGAUAAUAUGUCUUUAGCGAUUCAGAAAUUUGAUGACCCAUUAGAAAAGAAGCAAGCUGUACGUUUAAUUAAGGAUUUACAAAAGGCAAUUAACAAAGUUCUUUGUACAAGAUUAAGAUUAUCCAAUUUCUAUACAGUGGAUCAUUUUGUUAAUGCAUUAAAAACCUCUAAAAGAAUAUUAGUGCUGACAGGUGCUGGUGUAUCAACAUCAUUGGGGAUUCCAGAUUUCAGAUCCUCUGAAGGAUUUUAUUCUAGAAUUAGACAUCUAGGUUUAGAUGAUCCACAAGAUGUUUUCAAUUAUGAUAUCUUCAUGCAAGAUCCCUCUGUUUUUUAUAACAUUGCUCACAUGGUCUUACCACCUGAUAACCUUUAUUCUCCAUUACAUAGUUUUAUUAAAUUACUUCAAGAUAAAAACAAAUUAUUAAGAAAUUAUACUCAAAACAUUGAUAAUUUGGAAUCAAAUGCAGGCAUUCAAGAAGAAAAUUUAGUUCAGUGCCAUGGUUCAUUCGCUACCGCAUCAUGUGUAACAUGUCAUUGGAAAGUACCAGGUGAAAAAAUCUAUGAUAAUAUAAGGAAACUAGAAUUACCCUUAUGUCCAUAUUGCUAUAAGAAGAGAAGAGAAUACUUCCCAAACAAUAAUACCAAAUUCAGUUCAAAUUCAAUGACUGAUUUAACAAAUAAUCAUUUUGCUGGUCAAGUAUUAAAAUCUUAUGGUGUCUUAAAACCUGAUAUUACUAUUUUUUNGGUAGUAAAGUCAUUACCGUCUAAAUUUCAUAGAACCAUUAAAGAGGAUAUAUUAAAAUGUGAUCUUUUGAUUUGUAUUGGUACAAGUUUGAAAGUGGCGCCUGUUUCUGAAAUCGUUAAUAUGGUUCCAGCUCAUGUACCGCAAAUUUUAAUUAAUAGAGACCCAGUAAGGCAUGCAGAAUUUGAUGUGAAUAUGUUGGGAUUUUGUGAUGAUGUUGCUGCAUUAGUGGCCCAAAAAUGUCAAUGGGAUAUUCCUCAUGAAAAAUGGGACACUCUGAAAAAUACUAAAUUCGAUUGUAUUGAAAAGGAAAAGGGUUCAUAUAACAUAAAAAUCCAUCAAGAUAAUAUACAGAAAGAAGGAGAAGGACAAGGACAAGAACAUAAAACAACAGAGACAAAAGAACAGGAAGAAGAUGAAGAUAAGUCAUUAACCACGAUAUCAACGUCAGAAUAA
Naumovozyma dairenensis CBS 421 is the source of this 1725-nucleotide messenger RNA. RefSeq names its product histone deacetylase HST1 (gene HST1). The transcript has a single exon. Gene Ontology annotation, molecular function: NAD+ binding. NCBI's taxonomy places the organism in Eukaryota, Fungi, Ascomycota, Saccharomycetes, Saccharomycetales, Saccharomycetaceae. The record is from RefSeq and is a predicted model, not a curated record. Bases 1 to 1725 code for a protein of 574 amino acids.